CCCUGGCAUUAUUUUUUCAGGUAGAAAAGGAAUCUUCAAAACACAAUCAGGAUUACAGAUAGCAUAUUUGAGUGGAGUGGACAAAUCUGAUGCUCCAGAGGAAGGUUGUCAUUUUACUUAUGAUGAUGUGACAUCGUUAGAGUCUCUGUGCGAGGAUGAAAGUUUUAAAGGGUUGGACAUUUUCAUCUCCUCAUGUUGGCCAAGAGNGAAUGCUGCAUAUUAUUCUUUUGUUAAAGAAGGCGUUGAUCCUGACAGCUGUGGUUCAAAGUUAGUGUCCAGGCUGGCAGAGACCCUGAAGCCAAGGUACCAUUUUGCUAGUCGCGAGGGAGUCCAUUAUGAAAGAGCACCUUACAGGAACCAUCAAGUGUUACUAGAGGCUGCCCAACAUGUGACAAGAUUCAUUGCUCUUGCCCAAGUUGGGAAUCCAGACAAGAAAAAGUACAUGUACGCAUUCAAUAUCGUACCUAUGGCGUCCGUGGACAAGAACGAACUCGUCAAACAGCCGCCAGACGUCACGGAGUUUCCUUACAGGAGAGUGCUUACUGGUGGUGACGUGAACACAGCUGACAAGCGAGGCAAUGUUCAGCAACAAGCCACAACGGCCGGUCAGAACUUCUUUUUUGACAUGAACAACACAGGAAGGCCGCAGGGACCUGGAAACAAACGACACAGGGACUAUCAUGGUAAGCAGUGGGCAACGAUCACGCCUUUCUGGCGUGACGCGAAAAAAAUCGCGAGAGAAUUUCAUCUAUAUUUUGUAUUUUCGUUCCCAGCUCCCAUUAAGGGUCCCUGUUGGUUCUGUCUGGGAAGUCCUGAGGUCGAGAAACAUUUGGUGGUCAGUGUAGGAGAUGAUUCUUAUGUAGCCUUGGCCAAAGGGGGUCUGGUACCUGAUCACGUGCUGAUCUGUCCCAUCGCCCAUUUCGAGUCAACAGUGAAAUUGACAGAGGAAGUUCUCAUGGAAAUUGAAAAAUACAAGAGAGCUCUUCGAAAAUUAUUCCACAGUGAAGGGAAAUCCUGUGUUAUCUUUGAGAGGAAUUUUUACACGCAGCACCUCCAGCUCCAGGUGAUACCAAUACCUCGCACGGAUGUGGAAGAGUUAAAGGAUAUUUUUAGGGAACACGGAGAUUCUAGUUCCUUAGCGAUGAGGGACGUGGCGGCCAACACAGAGCUCAAGCAGGUUGUGCCAAUAGGAGCGCCUUAUUUUGUUGUUGAAUUUGAUAACGAGGAGAGACUGCUUCACAGAGUCUCACUGAAGAUGCCUCUACAGUUUGGAAGGGAAGUUGUCGCCAGUCCCUCUCUUCUCAACUUACCCGACAGAGUGAACUGGAAAGAUUGUAAAGUUUCCGAGGACGAGGAGAAGAAGAUGGCCGCCACUUUUAGAAAGAAAUUUCAACCGUACGACUUCAACUUGAGCUAGUAUCGAGAUGGAACUCAAACCGUGAAUGAACAAUGCGACAUCGGUUGCCGCUUGAUUUUUCACACAAGAUGUUCUCCAAGGACCAGCCGAUGCUGAAACACAGACUAACACGUACAACACGCGUGCCCCUGUACAGCUUAUAGCAGAACAAUAUCCCAAAGCGCACUGCAUAAAGGAACGAUCAUUUCAUAACUACUGUAGUGUUUUCUCCGAAGUGAAUAUCAAAGCCUUAACGUGCUAGUUUUCUUUCAAGUUGCGUUUAGUUUUGGUCAAAGAUACUCAUUGUGGUGAAUAUCGUAGGACUAGGAACCCAUCUGAAUUGUUGAUUGGGAUAUUUAGCAAUUGUUCCACGAGCGCGCGUUGGAUAUGAAAUGAUACAUAGCCAACGAGGCGUGUAGCGCCGAGUUGGCUAUAAUAUC
Orbicella faveolata is the source of this 1836-nucleotide messenger RNA. RefSeq names its product pre-mRNA splicing factor cwf19l1-like. The record is from RefSeq and is a predicted model, not a curated record. Lineage: Eukaryota; Metazoa; Cnidaria; Anthozoa; Scleractinia; Merulinidae. Gene Ontology annotation, molecular function: RNA lariat debranching enzyme activator activity. Gene Ontology annotation, biological process: mRNA splicing, via spliceosome. Gene Ontology annotation, cellular component: post-mRNA release spliceosomal complex.